Molecule: messenger RNA, 9409 nt
Organism: Actinia tenebrosa (Australian red waratah sea anemone)
Lineage: Eukaryota; Metazoa; Cnidaria; Anthozoa; Actiniaria; Actiniidae
Molecular function (GO): protein binding
Source: RefSeq, a predicted model, not a curated record
AAAGGAGGGAAAAGGUUGUUUAUUGUCUACGUACUGUGGGUCUUUUAUUCUUUGUUCUUUGGCGGCAAAGAAACCGUUUCAUCUUGCCCUCCAAGUGUUCAUUCACCAUCUCGUAGUCAAGCAGUAUAAAAUUGCUUUAACUACGCACAAUUGUUUCAAUAUCUCUAUUUACGUCUAACUUCACCAGUAGUUCAUUACUAUAUUAAUAUCUCUUGUAUCUAUUAUACCUACGUCUUUCUGUUGCUGGGGGCCUAGAAUCAUGAAUAUCAGUCAUCCACAUCAGCUAUCCCAUAGCAACACUUAUCGAACGAAUGAUAAAUUGGAUUUAUUCAACAUAGGGUAGAUUCGAUGAAAUUUAGCAAAAAGUAUCUUGCUUUGUUUCAUUAAGUACACGGAUCUUCUUAUUAACUUUUUCUGGACUUUUCGGGAUUUAUUCAAGCAAGUUCUUGAAGCCUACACUCGCACGAAUGUAGAUGUGACGGAAAGCUAGCACAUCCUAAGAAUGAACGAAAACAGUCUCUCCAAACCUCUUGUCUUAAGGGCUUUGACGAUCAAGCUAUCAAUCGUAUUUCUCUGGGUGUCUUGCUUGCAAUCAGUGUCAGCAAAUGCAUGUUCAAGUCCGUUAGGGGUUGAAAAUGGUGAAACCAUCUUAAGCGCUGAUAUAGAGUUCAGCAACCGUAAAGCUGCCGAUGCCAAACUCAAUAAGAGUGGGGGUUGGUGCCAAUCAAUUAGCAAUGAGGGCUAUCUACAAGUCAAGUUUAAAGAAGAGCGGUUCAUCACUGGUGUUGCGACCCAAGGAUCGGUCGGCUACGGACAAGUAUUGGAGUAUAAGCUGCAGUUUAGUGAAGACGAAACGGAGUGGUGGGACUACAUGGAAGAUGGAAAAGUCAAGGUCUUCAAUGGAAACCUCGGUGACGAGAGCGAAGUCGUCCGCAAUGACCUGACAAUUCCAGUAAGAGCGCUUCUUCUUAGAUUUCGACCUCUGCGUUCGCGUGGCUCUUAUACUUGCCUUAGGAUAGAGGCGUAUGGAUGCAAAGCAUGUGGAAAUCCAUUGGGAUUUGAAGAUGGCCGAAUACCUGAUUCAUCUUUUUCAACGCCGAAAAUUCUCAAAAAGGGUUACGAGGCAUACAGAGCCAGGUUAAACAAAUAUUUGGGGGGAGGCUCCUGGUGCCCGCCUGGAAAGAGCCAUGAGGCUUACUUACGUAUUGACCUUGGUAAAGUACACAUAAUAGACGCCAUCCUCACUCAAGGAAACCCAAACUCAAAACUCUAUUAUUAUUACCAAACGGAGUCAGCAAGUUGCAGUUCUUCAGACCCAACGCUGGUCAAGAAAACCGAUGAAAAUAACGUUACUACAUGUACCAUAACUAGAAAGAAGUACUCGCCAGCUUUUGUCAAGACAUAUUUUUUGGAUUACAGUAUUGAUGGGAUACAGUGGAGGACAUAUGGAGAAAAAGGAAGUGCCAAUAAGAUACUAACUGCCAAUAGGGACGAAAAUACCAUCAAAACUUCAAGUCUUUUUCCGAAGCCAAAAGCUCGUUACGUGUCAUACAGGCCAAGGACUUCAUUGUACAAUCACUGUUCAAGACUAGAAAUACUAGGCUGCGAAGCAUGCAUGGGAGAUAUUGGACUCAGCCACGGAAGAAUUCCAAAUCAACAAAUGACAUCUUCUAGCAACGCGGGCUCAGAUUUCCAGCCCUGGCUUGCUCGGCUCAAGAAUCCGCGAAGAGCCUGGUGCGCAAACAAAUCAGAUUCCGCACCUUAUCUUCAGGUGGAUCUUUGGAACACUCAUAAAAUUCGUCACAUUUCUACACAAGGCUUUUCAAGUACUUCCGACAACUGGGUGCAAGAGUAUACUAUUGGUUUUAGUACAGAUGGCGAUGAGUGGUUCACUUACAAAGAAAACGGCGUGAAAAAGGUUUUCACAGGAAAUUCUGAUUCAGAAUCUGAGGUGAAAAUUUCCUUGUCUAGUCCUAUCUACGCUGUAUAUAUUCGAGUAUUACCAACUAAGUGGAUAGGAGAGUCUGCUUGUCUACGACUGGAGCUAUACGGGUGUAAAGCUGCUUCAGAUGGACUUGGAAUGGAAGCUGGAGAGACUAUGACUCUUAUUAGUAAUCAUCGUUAUAGCGGUUAUUAUCCUAGUUAUGGGAGACUAAAUCAUGAUUAUGGUUAUAUUGGAGACAUUCCAGGCAUUCCAGAACAAUCUUUGUUCUUCCGAGUUGACCUGGGACCAAGUUCUGCCAUCAUAACAGGAAUAGCGACACAGAGAUAUAAAGGUCAAAAUCACUACGUAAGAAGAUAUAGUCUUAGGUUUAGUGAUGACAUGUUGGAAUGGAUGACGUAUAAUGAAGGAGGAAACCCUAAGAUGUUUGAAGGAAAUCAUCUCCGAUUUACCACUGUUCGGUACACUUUUCGCAAUAACGUUACAACAAGAUACGUGGAGUUAGUGGUCAAAGAAGGGAAUGGUAGAAGAAUCGGUUUACGAAUGGAGUUAUACGGAAUAAAAUAUUGUGAGCAGCCUCUUGGUAUGGAAAAUGGACAAAUCAGCAAUGACUCCCUAACGUCUCCUGACAGCAAGCCUGACAACCCACCAGGAAAUGCAAGAUUGAACGGACCUAGUGCUUGGUGUGGCACAGACAUUUAUAAGAGUUAUCUGGAGAUAGAUUUCAAGACUCUCCAUAGAAUAACUGCUAUAGCUAUGCAAGGAAAUCCAACCGCUGCCGAAUAUGUGAAAACCUAUGAACUUUUCUUUCGCAGAGAAAGCCCUGAAUGGGAAAUUUAUCGACAAGAUGGAAAAUCAAAGGUUUUCAAAGGUGCUUCUACGUCCACACUUGCUGUUAUUGAACGUCCAGUACAUCCAAUAUUGGCCACUAUGAUUAGAAUCAAAGCAUUAACCUAUCGUGGGAGUGUAUGCAUGAGAGUGGAAAUCUAUGGUUGCAAAGAAAUUCAUUGUUCGUCUUCUGUCGGGCUGACAACAUUCCAAGUUCCUGCAAACAAAAUCUCAGCUUCAAGUUCCUUUGGCCCUUCUUACCUUCCAAACCACGGAAGACUUGAUACUCAUCUUGGUUACGGGGCUUGGUGCGCUGCGGUACAUGAUGGUCAGCAGUUUUUACAAAUAGACUUGCCUCGAAUGUACGUCAUUAAUGGAUUUGCAUCGCAAGGCAAACAUCGGUUGUCUAAAGAUGGCUUAGGUGAUGCGUGGGUUACGUCUUAUAAGGUGUCAUAUUCCAAAGAUUUGUUUCAAUGGGAAUAUUUGCAAGAUGUCAAUUAUACAGAGGUAUUGGUUGCCAAUGUUAAGAACAAUAUGUGUAAUAGCAGCAUUGCCAACAACAGUUCCACCUCUAACGGUACCAUUUUCAGCAGCAACAAUACCAGUUCCAACGGGACAAUUUUCAGUAGCAACAGUACCACUUCCAACAACAGUACCGCUUCAAACGGUACCAUUUCCAGCAAUAACAAUACCAGCAACUGCAGCCAGGCUAAUGCUACAUUGGAGUACACCGUCAAGAAAGUUCAAAUCUAUUUCGACAAGAUAUUCUAUGGCAAUAGUAAAUUCAACGUUACUGUUAAGCACAUGCUGCAGACGCCCUUCAAGAGUAAAGUUGUCCGAUUUCAACCUCGAUCAUGGUUUAAUAUGCCUUGUAUGAGAGUAGAGCUUUAUGGAUGCAAAGAUUGCUUUACGCCACUUGGAAUGGUAGACGGGAAAAUCCCUGAUUCAGCAUUAAGGGCUGAUAUGUGGAGUUAUACUUCUACUGCUCCCAAAUAUGCUCGCUUGUACAGUAACGGUAAUUGGAUAUAUAACAGUAUGAAUGAUAAUCAAUUCCUUCAUAUUUACGUCGGUCCACAAACCAAAUUUAUUUCCGCUGUAGCAACAGAGAGCACAAGUCAUUCUUUUGUUAAGGUAUUUACGGUAUCAUUUAGUCCAAAUGGUGGCGAUUGGAUGGACUAUAUGGAGAACGGAAAGGCGAAGUUUUUCAGAGGCAACUUCAAUUUGUGGUCUCCUGCACUGAAUCACUUUUCUUACCCACUAAAAGCCCAAUACGUGAAGCUAAAUAUAAAAGCAGUGAGCAAAAAUUCUAUUCGUCUUAGAGUUGAACUUUAUGGUUGCGCAGUCGAUUGCUAUAAACCGAUUUUACCUUCUAUUGCCGACGAAAACUUUGAAGCCACUUCAUCAGAUAUCAGCGUUGAUCACCAUCCCCAUAACGCCCGGCUAAGUUUACUUGCCAACAUUACUGCAUGGUGCCCUUCAAACAGCAAUCCCAACAACAAGCUGGAAGUUAAUCUUGGCAAGAGUUUCCUCAUAUCUCAAGUAGCGAUACAGGGGUAUAAAGAUCAGUUGACUAAGAAAGUUAGACUGUAUUAUAAGGAAAACACUACUCCUUGGGUCAUGUAUACCGAUAACUUUGGACGCAGUGAUUUAUUAGCAAAUUCGAACGAUUCGUCAAUCACGAGGAUAUUCAUCAAAUACCCUUUUAAAGCCAGCUACAUAUCGUUCCUCGCACUUGAGUUGGAAAAACGUUCCUGUAUGAGGGUGGAAGUCUACGGCUGCAAAGAAUGUCAAGAAAAAAUCACUUCUAACCAGGAGUUUGAAACCAACUCAGGAGUGCAAGCCUCAAGCUACUUCGAUCCGAACUUCAAGCCCAAAUUUGGCAGCAUGCGAUAUGGUGUACCAAAUAAUGCCUGGUGUGCUCAGUAUAAUGAUAAUCAACAAUUUCUUCAAUUUGACAAUCUUGUGGACUUCAAAAUAACAGGCAUAACGACCACAGGUUCUGCAAUAAGUCCCAAUGAGAGCAAUGGAUCAUGGGUCAAUAAAUACAGGCUUGAGUACAGUAGUGAUGGGAAAGUCUGGAAGAACUAUACAGAAAACGGUUAUGUCAAGAUAUUCAAUGGAAGCGAAAGCUACCAGGAUGAAGCUCUCCAAGCUGUCGAUCAACAUCUUGUUGCUCGAUUUGUUCGUCUCUUCCCAACUCGAUGGCAAAACUGGAUUUGUAUGAAAGCGUCAUUGACAGGAUGUUCAGAUUGUUCUUCUGCUCUUGGACUAGAAACAAAGAAGCUCAAAACUAUUCGGAGCUCAUGGUCGAGCACCUAUCGUUACCCAACAUACGGUAUAUUACAUAGCGGAAGUGGCUUUGUAGCAAACAAUUAUUUGCACUUUCAAAUAUUCUUAGAAAUUCAGCUUCAAACCAGCAGAGCUUCAAUUACUGCUGUGGCUAUGCAGCCGGACUAUCAUGAUAAUAUUGGCGUAUGGACAUAUUACCUGUCCUACAAUUUAAACGGGGAACAAUGGUUUGAUUACAAUGAGAAUGGAGCAACGAGGUAUUUCAGGGGAUACAGAGACCGAGAAACUGCGGUUAAACAAGUCUUGUCAAGGCCAAUUACAGUUCGUUUUAUCCGCUUUAAUCCAUUAAUUUGGAGAUCACGUGUAGGUUUCCGCGUAGAGCUUUAUGGUUGCCAAGCAUGUGAGAAGCCUUUGGGGAUGAGAUCAGGCCAGAUUAAAAACACUUCGAUAACUGCCUCAACAUAUGAAGCUGGAUACGAACCGUGGUUUGGAAGAAUUGGUUCUAAUGGUAGUUGGUGUUCACAAUUCAGCUCUCCUCACAAACACCAUUACCUGCAGGUUGACCUUGAGAUGCCAGCACAAGUCAGUGGGCUGGAGAUCGAGGGAGAUGCUGUUACUUCUAAAUACGUACAACAAGUAUUGGUCUCGUAUUCUAAAGAUGAAGGAUACUGGAAAAUGAUAACAAAGGAUGGAGAAACGUUUAGUUUAUUUGAUGCUAACUUGAAUGGCCCUGAUAUGACAAUCAUCGAGUUUCCUCGUCCAAUCACAGCACGAUAUGUCCGUGUUAAUCCCAAACGAUGGAACUUGGGAAUAUGCAUGAGGAUUGAACUCAGAGGAUGCAGAGACGUCCAAAAAGAGAAUUGCACUACCACAAUUGGAAUGGAACAUGGUUACAUAAAGAAUGAAACAAUUUCCGCAUCAAGUUCUCUUGGUCCAGACUAUCAGCCAUGGUUUGCCCGUCUUAACACUAACAUACUGGGCGGAGGAUGGUGUGCUGGUGCCAAUAACAGUAACCAGUACCUACACGUGAAUUUCGUCGAACAUUAUAAAGUUAAAAUACUUUUUCUACAAGGAAAAUCGGGAUCUCCUUCAGCUUGGUUGACGAAGUUUUCGGUUCAGUACAGUUUAGAUGGCUCGGCGUGGACUACAUAUCGCGAGCAAAGCAAUGAAGUAUUUGAUGGCAUUAGAAACGGUCAAGAAACUAUAAAGCUGGCCUUAGAGAAUCCCUUCAUUGCUCGUUAUAUACGCAUUCUUCCACGAGAAUGGCAUAACUGGGUGUGCAUGCGAAUAGAAUUUGCUGGAUGUAAAGUUUUGGCUCAAGCAUAUGGUUUGGAAACACAAGAAGUUGGACCUGAGCUGCUAUCUGGUAGUCAUAUAACCUCAACCAGAUUCGAAUACGCUCGACUUUACUUUAAUAAUAGAUGGUAUUCCAACCUUCAAACUGGUGUUGAAUACCUUGAGAUCACUUUACAGCCGUUUGGCAAGGUUAUCACGGCUUUUGCUGUACAAGGUUUUCAUAGGUUAAUUACGAUGUACACUGUUAGCUACAGCGUCGAUGACAAGAACUGGUAUGGUUAUAAAGUUGACGGUAAAGUAAAGAUGUUCAAAGUUCUGGAAGAUCUCAUUAAAGUUUCUAGAGUUGUUUUGUCAAGGCCACUCUUAGCCUCCAAGCUUCGGAUAACACCAAAACAAUGGAUUACUGGUAUAGCACUGCGAACCGAACUUUAUGGAUACGAUAGUUGUUUUGAUCGGUUGAAAAUUGGAUCUCUUCACAAUUCAUCACUCAACGCAUCAAGUAGUUUGCCAAAUCACGAGCCAUGGCGUGCAAAGUUCGGUGGAGCAAAGAACGAUUCAUGGUGCCCGGUAACAACGAGUCCAAACGAAUACCUAGAAAUUGACCUCGGAGAUACGUACCUCGUUAGUGCCAUAGCAACCGAGGGAGAUCCGAUGAAAAACUGUUGGAUAAAUAAGUUUUCCUUGGAGUACAAGGAGCCAGAGAAUGAUACUUGGCAGUAUUAUGGAAAACAAACUCUUCAUACAUUGGAAAAAAUAAGCUUUAGGGCAGCAGAUCCUCUAAUCCCGAGGUAUUUAGUAAAAAUGGAACACAAACUAGAAGCGAGAUAUGUCAGGAUACACCCUGAAGAAUCAAUCGAAUGUCCCUGUCUUCGUUUCGAGAUUUAUGGCUGCCAAGCAUGCGAAAUAGAGCUAGGAAUGACUACCAGCAGGAUCAAAGAUGACGCAAUCACCGCAUCAGGAUACCUUAACCCAGCUAGUCUACCAUCGAAUGCAAGGCUUUAUUCAAAGGAAGGCCUUGGAGCAUGGUGUGCAGGCCCCAAUGAAACAAGCCCUUUCCUGCAGGUUGAUCUGUUCUGGGUGCAUAAAGUUCGCAGUAUUGCAACCCAAGGACGGAACGAUGGUGCUGCGUGGGUUGAGCAGUUUACACUUUCUUAUCGAGAAGACAACAAACAUUGGCAGAAUUACUCAGAAGGAGGCAUUACGAAAGUAUUUACAGCGAAUAACGACGGCUCGUUUGUUGUUAAACACAGCAUGAACCUAGAAAGGGUGAGGUACUUAAGAAUCCAUCCUGUCAAGUGGCAUCAAGCAGCAUGCCUAAGACUAGAAUUAUACGGUUGCGAAGUCACAAUGAAAAGCUAUGGAGUUGCACUUGGAAUGCAAGAUCGUUCGAUACCCGAUUCAGCAAUCACUGCAAGUUAUUGGUCUUUUAGCCCUUACUAUGCCCGGCUGUUUAAAGUUGACGGUGGUUGGUCAUCGACCGCUUAUAAUAGAAAUAAGUUUCUCCUUAUUGACCUUGGACUUGUGAAGACUCUAGUAACAAGGAUUGCCACUCAAGGGUGGACUUCCUCCGGGCAUUCUGUGUUGGAGUAUCAUCUUUCCUUGAGUAGAGAAGGGAUUUUCUGGUUCCGCUAUAUGGAGAAUGGUCAACCAAAGAUUUUCAAUGGAAAUUCCUACAAAGACACUCAAACGCCUGUAGAACACAAUCUACACCAUACCAUCUUAACACGUUACCUCAAGUUUGAAGUAUUAAGAUACUAUUAUAAUCCUGCGAUGCGCGUAGAGGCUUAUGGUUAUCGUGAAUAUCCCAAGUCAUUAUUAGGAAACGGUUCCAAUCCAAACUCUGUAGAUUACGUCAUCAAAUCAUCCAGCAAUUUGACUGUUGAUUCCUUCCCUGUCUCCCACGCGACCCCUGGUGUCUCUUGGUGCUCCGAGUUCAACGAUUCUAGGCAGUACCUGCAGGUUGAUUUUAAGAGGGACGUCCUGGUUUCUGCAAUAAGGCUUGACAUAAUCGAAACUACAUCAUCUACGAGUGUUGUUUUGUUCUACGCGAUGAGUGGUCAGGGAUUCAGACCAUUAAAACAGGGUAACGUUUCAAAGGUUUUUUACAAUGGAAUGAACCUUUUCCAGUUAAAGAUGGUGGUUUCUGGAAUAAGAAUAAUGCCGACUUGGCAGAACACAAUGUGCUUACACUUAGAUAUCCUCGGCGAGGAUAUGUCUAAUCCAAUUGGAUUCCAAGAUCAAAGAGUUCAAGACCAAACCAUGUCGGCAUCAACCCAACUCACUGCCUUUACACGGCCAUCAUAUGGCAGAGUAAGCCUGGAUAAUGUUCGCGAUGCUUGGUGUGCAGGUGAAGAGGACUCGAAUCAAUUCCUGAGCAUAGACAUUGGUUAUAUACAAGUAAUAGAUCGUGUGGCUACCCAAGGAAGGCAUACGACUGGUCUGGACUCGUGGGUCACUAAAUAUUCUAUCAGAUACAGCGAAGAUGGUGUUGACUGGAAAUGGUGCAAAACGGAGAAUGAAACAGUGAAGAUAUUUGAAGGAAAUACUGACUACUACAUGGUGGUCAAGAAUAAACUACCCAAACCUGUAAGAGCUCGCUAUGUGGAAGUUCAUCCACGAUCAUGGCAAGGAAAUCUAUGCAUGCGUAUUGAGCUUUAUGGAUAUACAGCGUGUGCCAAUCCUCUUGGCAUGAACACUGGUCUUAUACCUGACUCGUCCAUCAGUGGCGUAGGUACAAGUACAAGUUUGCGACUUCCGAUUUACGCUCGCCUGCAUAAGUUUCUCGGAGACGGAGCCUGGUGUGCAAAACCAAGCAGUGCGGAGAAGUACCUACAGAUAGACCUCGGGAUUGAUAGGCUUAUUUCAGGGUUUGCAACACAGGGCUCUCAAAAAAUUGCAGACGCGUUUGUCAAAAGUUAUAAUGUGUUUUACCGCCCCAAUGAUGGCUCUUGGACUUUUUACACUGAAAAUGCCACAAAGCAUAAACUAAAAACGUGUGUUCACACUUGGUUCCUGGAAACGGUGCUCGAGAAUACAAUUCUUGCUGGGCACUAA